Molecule: messenger RNA, 1434 nt
Organism: Calypte anna (Anna's hummingbird)
Lineage: Eukaryota; Metazoa; Chordata; Aves; Apodiformes; Trochilidae
Gene: NDUFAF2
Product: NADH:ubiquinone oxidoreductase complex assembly factor 2
Exons: 5
Coding region: 37-504 (155 amino acids)
Biological process (GO): mitochondrial respiratory chain complex I assembly
Cellular component (GO): membrane
Source: RefSeq, a predicted model, not a curated record
CCUCCACUGCAUAUCUUCUGAGGUGUGGAUGAAUACAUGCUGACUGCUCAGGAGCUCAUAAUUGAGCAUAGCAUUCUAAAGAACUUUCCUGUAGGCACCUUUCUGAUAUUGGAAGGCUGCUCUCAGGAUUUCUCUGGAGACUUCUACAGGCUUGAACAACCCCAGCUCUCUCAGCCUCUCCUCAUAGGGCGGAUCAUACCAGAAAGAAGAUAUGUAGAAGCAAUAAAUCGUCAAGCAUAUCAGUAUGAAAUGGGUGACUUUCCAACAGAAUGGGAAGCAUGGAUAAGGAAAAAAAGAAAUGAUCCACCAACAAUUCAGUUCUCAGCUAUGGAUGAUAGAAGCUGCCAAACUGCUCAGGCUUUCAUGUCGUAUGAGGAGCUCUGUGAUCAAACCCUAACUGAAAAUAUUAUUGAAAAUAUUCACAAAUCAUCUGGUCAGCUUACUGAUCCUACUGACAGCAUGAUGACCACAUUAUGGAAACCAGUUGUUUGGCAAAUACUGUAGGCCAACACAAUGUCAUACGUAAUCAACAUGAUAUGUCACUUAAGUGAAAAUUAAUAUAACUUAUCCUUCCUUACACUGGUCAAGGUAGCUGGGUCAUAACACCAGCUAAGUCUGUUAAGACUUAAUAUUCUUAUGCCUUGAUAAUGUUUUAUGUUUGGGCCAUUCUUUCUUGCAAAGGCACCUAACUGAUUUUUUUGUUCUAUUUCUGUUAUAAAUUUUUCAUUUUCUCACAGAAGAAAUUACCUUGCAUCUCUCUUUCUUUAGAUGCUAUUUGAUUUUAAGAAAGAAUACUCCAGUGACUCCAGAAGACAACUUUUUCCGAUGUUAUUUCUAAUCUGACAAAUAACAUGAGACAUGUCAGUGAUGGGUCUUGAAAACUUGCUUCCCAGAUACUGAAAGCAGUUGUUUACCUUUUACUUUUUUGCGGCUUGAAAUAUGCCAAAUAUAAUUUUCAGCUCACUUAUGAUGUAUGGAAUAACUCUGAAAAUACCUGUAGACUAGGUUGCUUCUUACCUUGUACAGAAACAUAUUCUGGUCCCUACGGUGAUAAGGGAUUCCAUAUUGAGAGAGAAUUUUGGAUUAUGUCUGUACCCACUGUAAGCAUUCAUGGGUGUGUACACAAAUGGAUAUACAUAGUGUUUAAUAACACAUGAGAAUCCGAGGUUAUAUGGGUAUAUUUUUGCUUACUAUAGAAUUCUGUCAUUGUUCUUUUAUAUGUAUUGUGUAUGGAUGUAUGUGGCUGCCUGCAGACAAUUUGUCACUACAUUUAUUCUGUAAAUUAUAUCUUAAGCAAUUAUAAUAAGUGAUGAAAAAUUAGACUGUUACAUUUUUUCAUUAUAUAUAUAGUAAAUGAGAUGUAUACAAUAUGUUUUUGAGCAAGUAGGAAAUGUGUGCACAUGUAGAGAGCAUAUAAUUUUAAAUUAAUGAAAG